This is a messenger RNA of Pseudopipra pipra, 4322 nucleotides long. It is a transcript of the gene LIMK1, whose product is annotated as LIM domain kinase 1. Gene Ontology annotation, molecular function: protein serine/threonine kinase activity; ATP binding; protein binding. The record is from RefSeq and is a predicted model, not a curated record. The transcript is spliced from 15 exons. Bases 1461 to 3380 code for a protein of 639 amino acids. Gene Ontology annotation, cellular component: cytoplasm; neuron projection; nucleus. NCBI's taxonomy places the organism in Eukaryota, Metazoa, Chordata, Aves, Passeriformes, Pipridae. Gene Ontology annotation, biological process: protein phosphorylation; actin cytoskeleton organization; positive regulation of stress fiber assembly.
UAGCAUCCCCUCUGCAUCCCCCCUACAGCACAUCCCCUACAGCACAUCCCCUAUAGCACAUCCCCUAUAGCAUCCCCUCUGCAUCCCCCCUACAACACAUCCCCUAUAGCACCCCUCUGCAUCCCCCCUACAGCACAUCCCCUAUAGCACAUUCCCUAUAGCAUCCCCUCUGCAUCCCCCCUACAGCACAUCCCCUACAGCACAUCCCUUACAGCACAUCCCCUACAGCACAUCCCCUAUAGCACCCUCUCUGCAUCCCCCCUACAGCACAUCCCCCCUAGCAUCCCCUCUGCAUACCCCACUACAGCAAAUCCCAUAUAGAAUUCUCUCUGCAUCCCCCCCAGCAAAUCCCUAUAGCAAGUCCCCUAUAGCAUCCUCCCUACAGCAAAUCCCCUACGGCAUCCCCUCUGCAUCACCCCUACAGCAAAUCCCCUGUAGCACGCCCUCUGCAUCCCCCCUAUAGCAUCCCCUCUACAUCCCCCCUACAGCAAAUCCCCUAUAGCAAAUCCCCUACAGCACCCCCUGCACCCCUUCUGCAACCCCACGAUCACUCUUCCCCCUUAUAGGAACUCCCCACCUGCAACCCUCCUGGUCCCCUAAAGCAGCCCCCCUACAGCAAAUCCCCUAUAGCAUCUCCCCUGCACCCUGUCUGUACCCCUCCAACAACCCGCCCCCAUAUCCCCUAUGGGAACUCUACACUUGCAGCCCCCCUGCACCCCUACAGCACAUCCCCUAGAGUGCCCCUCCUGCACCCUGCAGCCACACCCCUCUGCAUCCCCUAUAGGAACUCCCCAGUGCAGCCCCCCUGCACCCCUCCCACAGCACCCCCAUACAGCAAAUCCCCUAUAGCACCCCCCUGCAUCGCCCACACCUCCCCACCCCAGUCCCCUCUAGUACCCCCUGCCCCGCUCCUGCCCCUGACACAGCACCCCUGUACCUGCCUGUGCACCCCCAAACCUGACAGCCCCCCAUACCCCUGGGUGCCCCCUCCUGUGGCACAGCCCUGUCACCCCCCGAGCACAUCCCCAACCCCUGCACCCCCUGGGGCACUGCACCCCCAAGGAUGGCAUGUCCCUCUGUUUGGGGGUUUGUGACCAAGGGGACACGUCCCUCUGACUGUGACCAGGGUGACAGAUCCGUGGGCAGGAUCCCCCCUGUGUGACCAUGGACAGGCUGGCAUGUCUGUGACCAGGGUGGCACCAGGGUGGGAUGUCCCUCUGUCUGUGACCAGCCUGUCACAUCCUUCUGUGUGUCUGUGCCAGCCUGGCAUGUCACCGUAGCCAUACAUAGAGAGACAUGUCCUUCUGUGUGUCUGUCACCAGGGUGGGAUGUCCUCUCUGUCCAUGACCAGGCUGGCACAUCCCUCUGUGUGUCUGUGCCAGGCUGGCACGUCUGUCACCAGGGUGGCAUGUCUGUGACUGGUCUGGCACAUCCCUCUGUGUGUCCAUGCCCAGGCUGGCAUGUCCAUGCCGUGCUGUCACCUCCCUGCCCCAUGUCUGUCCCAGCUUGGUGUCCCCAGAUGUCCCUGCAGCACCAGCCUGCACUGUCACCCCUGGAAUCCCCUGCUGCCACCCUGGGGAAGGUGGCACACGGAUGCAGUGGGGUGCUGCGAGUGCGGGGCCUCCCUGUCCCACCAGUACUACGAGAAGGAUGGGCGGCUGUACUGCAAGAAGGAUUACUGGGCACGCUUUGGGGAGCUGUGCCAUGGCUGCUCCGAGCACAUCACCAAGGGGCUGGUCAUGGUGGCUGGGGAGCAGAAGUACCACCCCGAGUGCUUCAGCUGCCUCAACUGCCGCACAUUCAUCGGGGACGGGGACACCUACGCGCUGGUGGAGCGCUCCAAGCUCUACUGCGGGCACUGCUAUUACCAGAUGGUGGUGACGCCGGUGAUCGAGCAGAUCCUGCCGGAUUCCCCGGCUUCCCGCAUCCCACACACCGUCACGCUCGUCUCCAUCCCCGCCUGCUCCGACGGAAAACGCGGCUUCUCCGUGUCCAUCGACCAGGGCUGUGGCACUGAGCACCCCCGCACCGUCCGCGUCCGAGAGGUGGACCCAGACUGCAUCAGCCCUGACAUGAAGAACUCCAUCCACGUGGGCGACCGCAUCCUGGAGAUCAAUGGCACCCCCAUCGGCCAUGUCCCCCUGGACGAGAUUGACCUGCUGAUCCAGGAGACCAGCCGCCUGCUCCAGCUGACCAUCGAGCACGACCCUCAUGAGCCCCUUGCCCGGGAGCCGGGGCUGGCAGGGAGCCCCCUGCCCGCCCCGUGCAGCCCCCUGCGCUCCCCGGCCCCCCCGGAGCCCGCGGCCAUGCGCCAGCGCGCCGUCACGAGGAGCUGCAGCACGGACAAGUCCCCGGGCUCGGGCUUCGUGGGCUCCCCCGCGUCCCAGCGCAAGGACAUCGGGCGCUCCGAGUCCCUGCGCGUCGUGUCCCGCGCCCACCGCAUCUUCCGCCCCUCCGACCUCAUCCACGGGGAGGUGCUGGGCAAGGGCUGCUUCGGCCAGGCCAUCAAGGUGACGCAUCGGGAGACGGGCGAGGUGAUGGUCAUGAAGGAGCUGAUCCGCUUCGACGAGGAGACACAGAGGACCUUCCUCAAAGAGGUGAAGGUGAUGCGCUGCCUGGAGCACCCCAACGUGCUCAAGUUCAUCGGGGUGCUGUACAAGGAGAAGAGGCUCAACUUCAUCACGGAGUACAUCAAGGGGGGCACCUUGAGGGGCCUCAUCAAGAGCAUGGACAGCCACUACCCCUGGAGCCAGCGGGUCAGCUUCGCCAAGGACAUCGCCGCCGGCAUGGCCUACCUCCACUCCAUGAACAUCAUCCACCGUGACCUCAACUCCCACAACUGCCUCGUGCGGGAGAACAAGAGUGUGGUGGUGGCUGACUUUGGGCUGGCGAGGCUGAUGGUGGACGAGAAGAACCAGCCCGAACAUCUCAAGAACCUGAAGAAACCGGACCGCAAGAAGCGAUACACGGUGGUGGGGAACCCCUACUGGAUGGCCCCCGAGAUGAUCAAUGGGAGGAGCUACGACGAGAAGGUGGACAUCUUCUCCUUUGGCAUCGUCCUGUGUGAGAUCAUCGGCCGGGUGAGCGCCGACCCCGAUUACCUGCCCCGCACCACCGACUUCGGCCUCAACGUCAGGGGCUUCCUGGAGCGCUACUGCCCCCCCGCCUGCCCCCCCAGCUUCUUCCCCAUCGCCGUCACCUGCUGCGACCUGGACCCCGAGAAGCGGCCGUCCUUCGCCAAGCUGGAGCAGUGGCUGGAGACCCUCCGCAUGCACCUGGAGAUCCACCUGCCGCUGAGCUCCCAACUGGAGCAGCUGGACCGAGCCUUCGGGGAGACGCACCGGCGGGGGGAGGGCGGGGUCCCUGCGCCCCCCCGAUAGACCCCCACCCACCCGCCCACCCACACCCCUCUGGAGCGGCGGGAGAAGGAGCUGCACCCGCCGCCAGCACCUCCUGGGGCUGCCCCCACCCCACCCCCGGGGCUGGACCCCCGGGGCUCCCUGGAUGCAUCCCCUCCCCCGGGGAGCCGGCUCUCCCCGGGGCCGCAUGGCCCUGGGCACCCCCCCCGCCGUAGCUCUGCCCCCGGGGACCGUCCGGGUGUCCCCGUGUCCCCCCGCCCCGGCUCACCUCCCCUUUGCACACCGGGGGCUGCCCCGCACGACCCCCCCGGACAGAGCCGCGGCCUCGCGGCGGUGCCUUGGCUUUCCGUGAACUUGCACUGCGACACAGGAGGGACCCCCGGCUCCCUCGGGAGGGGGUCCGCGGCCCCCCCAGGGCCUUGCCCCCCCAGGGCGCCCUCGUAGCAACGCCCUCGGCCGGCCUCUCACGCUGCUCCCGCUGGCAGCCCGGUCCCGGGGGGCUGCCGAGCGAGGGGUCCGUGUGGGGGGACACUCCCGUGGCGUGGGGACAGGCACGUAGCGGUCCCCGCCGCCCCCACGCCGCCCUGCCCCGCGUGCGCGCCCGGGGGCAGCGCCGGGUGGGAUGCCCGGCUGGGAUGCAGGGCUCGUCUGGGUCCCCUCGGCCCGCGGGGGCUCGGGGCGGGGCUCGGGGGCUGCGCCACGCGGUGCUUUUCAUGCUCUUUAUUCAGGUUCAUUUUUCUGUAAGAUAUUUAAAGAGAAGAGUUUGUAUUAUUUUUUCAUACGACGUAGCGUUUGCCAUUUGUCACUGCCUCGGUUCUGCUUUCCCGAAGGGAUCAAACUGUGAAGCCUCUCCGCGCACUUUUGCCCGGGAAGUCCAAGGCGACGCCCCCUCCGGAGGCGGGGAGGGAGCUCAAACUGUGAUGUACCCCGAGCCGUGAGUCAAUAAAUCCUUCCCCGCUCGCU